This is a messenger RNA of Bombus pascuorum, 1627 nucleotides long. Its product is annotated as deoxycytidylate deaminase. The transcript is spliced from 4 exons. Lineage: Eukaryota; Metazoa; Arthropoda; Insecta; Hymenoptera; Apidae. Gene Ontology annotation, biological process: dTMP biosynthetic process; dUMP biosynthetic process. The coding region runs from base 47 to 649 and encodes 200 amino acids. Gene Ontology annotation, molecular function: dCMP deaminase activity; zinc ion binding. The record is from RefSeq and is a predicted model, not a curated record. Gene Ontology annotation, cellular component: cytoplasm.
GUAGAAAUUCUUUAUAAACGUUCUAUAAUUAUAAAAGUUAACAAAAAUGACAUCAAAAGAUAACAUCGAAGUUAACGAAAAAGUCAACUCGGAAAGUGAGCAGCCUCGUAGCGAUAAAAGAAAAAACUAUAUAGAUUGGGAGGAUUAUUUUAUGGCUCUGGCCUUUUUAAGUGCGAAACGUAGCAAAGAUCCUCGUACUCAAGUUGGUGCAUGUAUAGUGAAUGAAGAGAAGCAAGUUAUAAGUAUUGGAUAUAAUGGAAUGCCCAAUGGUUGUAGCGAUGAUGUUUUUCCUUGGUCCAAAGAGUCUGUUGAUCCAUUGGAAACAAAGAAUUUAUAUGUAUGUCAUGCAGAGGUUAAUGCUAUUUUAAAUAAGGGUUCUAAAGACGUUAAAAAUUGUACCAUAUACAUUUCUCUAUUUCCAUGUAAUGAAUGUGCUAAAGUAAUAAUACAAUCUGGAAUAAGAACAGUUAAAUAUGUGUCAGAUAAAUAUGCAAAAAAGAAGAAAAUUCAAGCUGCAAAAAGAAUGUUCGAUGCUGCAGGCAUUACAUACAGCAAAUAUGUUCCUAAGCACAAAAAGUUAAUUAUUGAUUUUGGUGAGAUCGACUCUACUGAAGAUAAGGAAAUAAAUAUUGAAAAUGGAACUAGUUGAAUAAAAAUAAUGUAAUUAAGAUGACAAUGUCUGUAAUGAAAAGCUUUCCAGUGUAUAUAUUCAUGAUUUAUUUCAUUUUUUAAUGACAUUUUGUAGGUUUAAAUCCGUAAUUAAUAUUAAUUCUUUAACAUAAACAUGAAUUACAGUUUUACUGAAUAUUCAUUUACUAAAAGACUGAUUACCAUUAUUUACAUGCAAAACUAAAUUAGGUACAGAUGGGAAAUAGGAAUACCCCUUAUUUUAAAUUUUUACAGGUCUAUUUGUAGUUUUAACAUUAUCCAUAUAAUAAUAUUAUGGAAAAUAAAUAAAACAAUGUACAGAAUGUGAAAGAAUUUAGCAAUAAUACAAAGAUACUAUGCUAUCAUCAAGAUGUAAUAUUAUUUGCAACAGUAUUGCAAACGAUGUACUGUACAAAUGUAAAUAGUAGUACGAUCAAAUAUGGCAUGGUAGAAACAUGUAACAAGUGUGUAUCAUUUCCAUGAUAAAAUAAUAUUUCAAUAUCAUUUUUUACAAAACGACUGAAGGAGAGGUGAUUGUUGAUACGUGAUAUAAUAUUUUCAUGUUGACUUGUUAUUAAUGUAACAACAAACAGGAAUUGAACACAGAGUUUUGAUGCAUACGAUAAUGAUACGUUUAUAUACAUACUAUACAUAUCCAUGUUCAUGUCUUUAAAAUAUUACUUCACGUUUGUAAAUACCGCUAUAAUGGAGAAAAGUUACAUAAAGAAAGUAAUUACACGUGAUGAUUGAAUUCAUCAUAUAGAAAAAUAUUUAAUAUUGUAAAAAUGUAUGGGUAUUUUAUAUAUAAACACAGAUAUUAACAUUUGUAAAAAGCGUACGUGGUUGUAUAAAUGUUAUCUUUUAAUACCAUAAAAUUUGGGCAAUUUUUGCACAAAUCACGAACUAUUCAAUUUGUAAAAAGCGAUUGCAGAAAAUAUAAUAACAGGUUAUUGCAAAUGGCAGUAUAUUACUAAUACAA